Fimicolochytrium jonesii is the source of this 686-nucleotide messenger RNA. RefSeq lists its product as uncharacterized. NCBI's taxonomy places the organism in Eukaryota, Fungi, Chytridiomycota, Chytridiomycetes, Spizellomycetales, Powellomycetaceae. The coding region runs from base 223 to 492 and encodes 89 amino acids. The transcript is spliced from 2 exons. The record is from RefSeq and is a predicted model, not a curated record.
UCGAAAGUCUCGGCUGAAGUUACGCUGGCGUGUCAUUGCACACUUUUUCCCAGGCUUUCUCGAGAAGAUGAAGCUUCGGGAAGACAGCCCUGCUUGCGAGCGGGAUAACAGCACAAGCGAUCGGAAGUCACAUUUCGCACACGCUUCGGUAAGCCGUCGCUGGCUGUUACCUUGAGCCCUGCUCAGAAUUCAAGCCUGGACAUCCAACCCGCCGAAGCAGACAUGGCUCCCAACGCCCUGAGAGGGUGGGGAACAACGGCUGCGGCUGCGGUCUGUCUCGCUGCUAUUGUGGCGUACGCUGCACGCAGCAGGUCUACUGCUGAUAACAAACGGGAACCGGGCACCGUUGGAUUUUUUGCGUCAACCAAGCAGACGAGCCCAGUCGGUGCGCCUCUUCAGACUCGCAGCGUUAGGAUGCGCAAAUUGGCCCCAGCAUACGACGCCGAGGAAAGGCAGGUCGCAGAGAUGAUGGUCCACCUUUCUUUUGCAUGAGGAUGAAGCUUUCAGGAUCAUCACCGGUUACAAGCCAUCCGUGCUAUCAAAAUGAGUUCCCUACAAGAUGCCGCUGGAGUACGGCGUCCGUGAAUGAAGUGAAAUUAGAUGCCGGGGUUGCCCAUCGUCAACUGUAUCUCCGUAUCAAACCUAAAUCUGUAUAUAUAUUGAUAUGGCCAAUAUCUGUUGCCUUG